Molecule: messenger RNA, 5622 nt
Organism: Schistocerca cancellata (South American locust)
Lineage: Eukaryota; Metazoa; Arthropoda; Insecta; Orthoptera; Acrididae
Gene: Dlish
Product: SH3 domain-containing protein Dlish
Exons: 7
Coding region: 48-1223 (391 amino acids)
Molecular function (GO): protein binding
Source: RefSeq, a predicted model, not a curated record
UGUAAGGGUAAUGGCCGAAAGUGUAUGGUAAAUAAUGCGGUUGCGUUAUGGCUUUUCUUUGUCCUGUGAGAAUACGCCGCGGAAAGAAGAAGAAAACAUCAGGAGAUGCGGACAAGGACUUGGUUCGUACUCCCGGAAUGGGCCGCAUCACAGGAAGUGCCUCGAUCGAGACUUUGGUUCGAGUUGGAAUCGAAAAGGAGAAUGGCCUGGCUCCAGAUAGCAAGAUGGUUGUGCUUCACGACUUCACACCCUGUGUCGAUGAUGAAUUAGAAGUGAAGAGAGGACAGGUGGUAAACAUCCUGUAUCGUGAAAAUGACUGGGCGUAUGUUAUUGCUGCAGACAGCCGACAGGAGGGGUUUGUGCCUCACUCGUACUGCACGCCAUAUAAUUCUCACUUGGGUGAGCUUGCAUUAAACAAUGUGAAGAAAAAGCUUCCCCGUGAACAGCAGCAGCGGACUGGAGGUGCUGGGACUGGUGGUGCAAAUGCAUCUUCAAAUAGUGGUGGAGGUGGCACCACUGGGAGCGGAGGUGCAGUAGUAGAUAAUCCUGUAGUGGCGACCAGUGAAGGAGAAGCUGUACAGGAAAGUCGGACUGGUGCUGACAUUUCAGACUGCGAGAGUUAUGGGAACAAAAAAAAUACAGGUGCUACACAGCAGCUUAAUAUAACAAGCUCUCAAGCUUCACUGCAUAGUGUCUCUUCAUCACAACCAGAUGUGCAUCCAUUUUUUAAGGAUCCAUCUGGCAGAUAUAUUGUGCUCUAUACGUUCAUAGCACGUGAUGAAAAUGAUGUUAGUGUGGAACGUGGGGAAUUCGUGACCGUUUUAAAUCGAGAGGAUCCUGAUUGGUACUGGAUAGUCCGGAGCGAUGGACAGGAAGGUUUUGUGCCUAGUGGGUUUGUCUAUCCAGCCCACAUAGUACAAGGGCAUCUGAAUCAGAGUAAUAAUCAAAAUGUGAACAACAAUUUUGCAUCACAAAGCAAUGCACAUCUACUCGCAUCACAGUCAAAUGAUGACUUACGUUAUCAUGGGACCGAACUUGUAAUGCUUUACGACUACAAGGCUCAAGCUCCUGAUGACUUAUCAGUUCGACGUGGUGAUUGGAUAUAUGCAGACCUCAAUAAUCAGACAGUGGAUGGUUGGCUGUGGGCAUAUGCUCCAAAAACUCGCAAGUACGGUUUCAUACCGAAAGCAUAUGCUCGACCACCAGCUAUGACAAGUCUAUAGAAAGAAUGGUCUACAAAGAAGAUUUACUCCAGCUGCCAUUAAAUUUAUUUUGUGUGUGUGUGUGUGUGUGUGUGUGUGUGUGAGAGAGAGAGAGAGAGAGAGAGAGGUCUUGUUAGGAAUAUGAUGAUAUACAGUUUUCACCUCACUGCUGUCUUCUCAUAUAAUUCCACUUUUUUUAUCACAAUUUUGUGGUUAAUGUAUCUUGCCAUAAUCUUACACUUAGUAAAAUUUCCAUUGCUGUCACUGUAAAAGUGAUGAUCUAUGGAGGAAUGUUCUAAUUUUUUUUUGUCUGUGUUUUGCUGUGCAAAGUAUGAGGCUUUAAAGUAAACUCUGUACGUGAAGAAGGCAGAUGUUUGUAAUGUAGCUUAACUCCAGUAUGAAAAGUAUUGAGAUGAUGUACCAUUUGUGUGAAAUGUGCACUAUCGUUUUACAUCACUAAUUCUGACUUUACAUCAAGAUGGUUUAGUCACAAAUGUUUGUCUUUAUGCAGAUAAUGUGUGUGUGUGUGUGUGUGUGUGUGUGUGUGUGUGUGUGUGUGUGUGUGUGCGUGUGUGCGUGCACGUGUACAUGUCAGAAUUUACUUGUACUGUUCGAUCUUUGCCUUGUAGUAGUGACUACCAGAACAUGCUUAACCCUCACAGGUAUUAAGAAUUCAUUUUGUCAUAAGUUCAUACUGGGUUGGGAUUACUAAAAAAUUAACACAUAUUCAAAAUUGUUGUCCUAUUCUUUUGUUUUAUGUUCUCUCUUGUUUCAUUUGCCUUUGCUGAUUUAUUUUAUAUUUUCCUUUGGAACUUCUGUCACUGCUGUUUAACAUUUUGUCAACUGUUUUCUUGUCUGCAGUUUACGUAUGACUUGGGACCAGAAAAUAAAUGUAGCAUCUAUUUUUGGCAAUUUUUUUUUUUAAGUGAGAUGCAAACAUUUGAAAGAUUGUCACACUACAUGAGAGGAGACAAACAGAGCCUUAGUUCUUAGAAAAUGACUGUGUAAAAAAGGCCUGAUUGGGGACUUUUUGACUAGAAUGUUUGCUUUUGCAAAAUCUUCAACACCUUUUCCUGUCAAAAUGUCCUUUCGUUUUCUUUGUUUGACUUUAUUUAAGCUUUCAAAAAUGGUUGUUCUAUUGAAAAACACUAGCAUUUCCCCACUGGUGAACUGAAUGCGUCUCCAGUUUAAGAUGUUUUUGGACAUGAUUUGUCUUUUCCCACCCAAUUUGAUGAUUGCAGAAUGUGCAGCUUGUUAAUUCCAACCGUUUAUGGGCGUUCAUGGUCAUGUGACAUGCUUGACAACACUACAGACAGAACUGAGAAGGAAUUUAGUGUAUAAGUAGAACCAAACAUAGGAUGCUAUAUUUCAGUGUCGGGGGAGAAUUUCGAAGCAGUUGAAAAAUGUUACAGAUUUUUUUUUUCCCAGUUUCUAUAGCUCAGUGUGUGGGCACUAUAGGCUAUAAUGGCAGAUGGCCGUAGUGUUAACAAACUAUAAUUUUGGCUGCCACAGGAGAAGGAGUGGUGCAGGGAAACAAGCCCGCCUCCCUUUCGCAGAGCGAAGCCUACAGCAGGACUGGUAUAUUCUCGUAGGGAUCACCAAUCUUUUUUGGUGUUAUAAGGGUCAUAAUCAAAAUCAAUGAUGGACUGGCAUUAGUCACUCACUUAUUUCAAAAUUAAAAAAAAGAAACUCAUGAGCAAUGCACGACAUAAACACUUCAGGGGCAGCUACCAUGCUAUUGCUUGUUGAGGCUUCCUGAGUAUUGUUAAUGAUGUAGAUACGGCCUGACCUCUAGCAGUAUUUGAUGCAACCACAGGUCAAAACAUCCACCACCUAAUUUGCCAUGUUAAAAGUGCCCAGAUAUACCAUCUUUUCAGCUGAAGAUGUAUGCAUUUCUUUGUUAUAAAACGCUAGAUCUCGUGGCUGAGUACUACAUUGCAUUAUGCAGUGUGUAUCUGUAAUAGACAAUUCAACUACUUGCAGUUGUCAUGGCAUCAGAACAUUCAGUGCAUUGAUAUGUCGUUGCAUUUUUACACUUUUUAUCUGGCAAACAGGUUGUUACGCACAUCACCUUUAAAGUUUAACUUCACGAGAUGGUGUACAAUACCAGUAACUGAAAACUGGUUACAUUUUUGAUAUUAAUAUGCAGAAAAUAAAGCUAUUUCAAACUAUCUCUCAUGAACUAGUUCAUCUGAAUACAAUUUGCAAUAAAAUAGUGUCCAUUAGGUAAUUCAAUAAAAUAGUGUCUAUUAGGUAAUUUUGUGUUUUUAUUUUUUUGUAUUUUGAGGCAGCAUUUGUAUCUAUUUUGCAUUUAUCGCAAAAUGCAAUUUUUUCUGGUCCCUGUUUAUGUCAUUAGAAUUUCAGAUCUUGUCUGUUUCUUUUCCAUUUCUUUUCUCUUGUUUCCUGUGAGGUGUGGCAUUGUGAUUCCUGCAUUAAAAGUGAGUCCCUCUCGUAACUCUUUUUGCAAUGUUUUACACUUAUGUUUUUUUUUGUACUCCUUCCCACAUUGUAUUAUCUCUGAAAAUUAAACUUUAUCAUUAUUUUUUUAAUUUUCUGUUGUACUUUCAAACUUCUGCAGUAAAUAUGGUUAUUUUGUAGCUUCAUUGGUUUGACUUUACUUAUAACUAAACAAUACUGCUAACACAUUAUUGAUGUGGAAAGCUGUUUGACAUGCUGCAAAGAACUAAGUUUAUGUUGAAAUUCAGUGUUUGUGUUUGUUUAUUUAGUUUAGGACAUUGUCAAUUUAUACAGAAAUAACUACAAAUGUCCAUCGAUGAUAGACAAUCUCAAGAAGAAACUUCUCUUUUUAUUUAACAUUCUUUUUGUUUUUGACUAUAACAUUGUACUUAUGACAAUCUAUGGCUGCAGUAUGUUUGUAAACUCUUGAACCAAUAUUCAAUUAUAUUUAUUUUUAUUUUUAGUUUUCAUUAGCAGAGCUACAUUCACCUCUUGCAUAGUAAAAUUCACACACGAAUAUCUAAAUUUUACAUGUUAGACUGUAAAAGUUCUGCACUGACAGUACCUGUUGCAAAGUAUUUAAUUCAUUCGAAGUCAUGUAAUUUUUAUGAUUUACAUUUUUUCAAGUGAAUAUGGUGACAUCAGAGGUGACUGAGAAGUUAAGACUUUAUUAUACAAGGACAAUUUGAAAAUAAAUAUGCAUGUAAGACAUGUAAAAUGAAGCUUUACUAGUUGGCAUGACCAUUUUGUGUUCAUGUAAAAAGAGAAAGGGAAAAAUGUAGGAAGGAAAAAGACAUAUGUUGUCAUUAUUUUAAACGUAUUGUUUUCAGUCGGAGAAUAUAAUUCUCUGUAUUGGGAAAAAUGAUUUCUGUAAGGUACCAUAAAAUUUUAUGUAUGGUUACUAAAUCUGUUAAUUGUUUUUUGUAUAUACUCCCUUCAGGCUUCUAGAGAGAAGAGAGAAUUCUGUAACCUCAUAACUAAUUUAUCAUGGCAUAUAGAUUGAGAGUGACUCCUUUGCAUUGGUUGCUAUCCUGUGGAAUCCUUCACUUUGGCAAAGGUCAGUAAAAUUUGAAACUUGGCACAGUAUGUUGUUGAAGGGGAUGGAAAAGGAACAGAAUGAAAUUAUGGCAGUGAUUUUGAUUGUAUAUGAACAGAAACAUUACAGUGGCUGCAUUAAGGAUUUCAGCCUAAAUCUUUGCCUGUCUGAAGUCCAUUGUUUUCCCACUAUGCCAUCACACUGUUUUAAAAAUCAUCAGUCUAGAACAAUUAUAAAUGAGUGGAAACAUGUGUGCCAAUUCCCAUGACUUAUAAAAACAAACAAGAUAAGCUUCCCAGAACGAAGUGAAAGUGAUCAUAAUUUGCGAAGUGUUGUGCUCAUAAAUAUAUAUAUUUAAUUUAAAAUAUAUCUUAAUUUAACACCUGUUCUUCUAUUUGUACAUACGUUGAGCAUUACAUUAAGAAAUAUUUUGCCCUCAAAAACAUUCUGAAAUGUUACAGUAGCAUUUAUAACAACAGGCUGCCUCAGAAUAAGGCAUGAAAGGUAGUCUUUUUCACACUAAAAGGUGUGAAAUAAGAGGGGACAUCACAAAUAACUUAACUUGUCUGCAUUACUCAUGUUUAUCAGUAUUUCUGCUUGAAUUUAUUACAGAGAAAAAUGGACUGUAUGAGUGAAAGAAUAUGAUUGAGUACAAGAGGAAUGAGACGUUGUUCCAAGUGUGUUUGUGUGAGUGUGUGUACAUAGGGAAAUUAUUAUAAUCUGCCUAUAUUGCUCAAUAUUUGAAGCAUAUUAACUGCAAGUCAUUGUCGUGACCAGAUUUGUAAUUGUGAAGCUAAUUGUUAUAUAUGUAUAUAUUUUAAUGAAGUAAUUAUCUUUGUUGCAUUGUGGUUUGAGAAGUUUUCUAUUUGUACUUUAAUAGUUUAUGUUUAAAAAUUUUUGUGUUUCCAUUUUGUAAGUAUUUUUUAA